Molecule: messenger RNA, 1487 nt
Organism: Bolinopsis microptera
Lineage: Eukaryota; Metazoa; Ctenophora; Tentaculata; Lobata; Bolinopsidae
Product: aspartate beta-hydroxylase domain-containing protein 2-like
Exons: 6
Coding region: 50-910 (286 amino acids)
Cellular component (GO): membrane
Source: RefSeq, a predicted model, not a curated record
AGCAGGAUGCGUCACUAAUUAUCAGAUUUACAACCCCACCAUAUAAGGGAUGAUAUGGGUGCUGGCAGGGGGAGUUCUGUUGCUAUGGUACUUUAUAGUCCGGUACUAUCUUAAAGGGACUUCCUCUUCCUACAUUCUCAGUAACCUGUGUCCUUCGCCUGACUGUGUUAGUUGCAGUGGUAGUCUUAAAUCUCUUUACUCUUCCGAUGUUGGACCUAAGUUAAAGAAGAUGUACGGAAAGUACGAUUCACUGGCAGUUCACAAGAUUGAGGAGCGUCUGACGUUUGAUAUGUCGGCAAUGACGGAAAAGCGGCGCCCAACUGUCUGCUACCUCCGUGAUAUGUGCAGUGACCCCUGGCACAAUCACAAACAGAAGUAUUUACAGGAUACCCUGUUAGAUUCCUAUAGUGCAAUAAAGUCAGAAGUAGCUAAUAUCAUAUCAGAACAAGAAUUGUGGAGCGUGUCUGAUAUGCAGUCUGGUGGAAGUUGGCAGAAACUGUUCCUUCACAAUCAGGGUAGAAAGAUAGAACGAAAUUGUAAAGGAAUGCCGAGAACAACGGCUCUAAUUGAAGGGUUAGACACAUUCAUGUCAGGGGUGAUAUUCGGAAACGCUUACAUCUCCAUCUUAAACGAGCAGAGUGUCAUAGAACCCCACUGCGGACCAACUAAUCUCAGAGUCAGAUGUCACAUGGGUCUUCAGAUACCGCAAGGUGACUGCAGUCUCACAGUAAAUGGGAAACAAGAACAUUGGGCUAACCAGGAAUGUAUAAUGUUCGACGAUUCUUUCCUGCACAGCUCUUCUAAUAAUACAGAUUCUCAGAGAAUAGUUCUUAUUGUUGACCUGUGGCACCCUAAUCUCACUAUAGCAGAGAUUAAGAUAUUCGGAGAGCUGUUUGCUGUUAGACAUUGAUCUCUUGUUCAUUCGGAGAAGUUAAAAUGAAGUUAUAAUUUCUUGUAACGUUGAUCGGUUUGGCAGAAAAGAAGGUUCUUGUCAGUUUGGCAUAAUUGGAGUUAAAAACGUUAUGUGACUGCCGCCCAAUUCUACUCAUAUCUUUUAAUAGGUUUAAUAAAUUUGAUUGCAUGAUUAAUUUGAUCGCAUGAUUAAAUUUACCAAAAUUAAUCCCAUAAUAUACCUUUUAAAAACACACGACAUUCUUAUAUUUUAAUUACAGUGUUUUGAAUCUGAUCAGCAAAAUUUUUUCUUUCACAUUAUUAUAUAUACAGUUUGUUACAAUAUAUACAUAUUGUUUUUUCAAUUUUGAAAAGAUUUUCAAUAAUAAAAAAAGGACGAAUAAUAUUAUUAAAACUUGUUUAAGGAAUUAAGAGGAGUAAAAUUCCAAGAUUCAGAAAUGAGUAUUGUACUGUGACUAGCAAUUUAUUCAUUUCAGAUUUGUUGUAAGUUGUAUUUCGUUAAAUCUUCAGCUGUUUAUAAGAAUUUGUCGUGCUAUGUAAUGUGAAAAUGUACAAAGUUUUUAAUAAUUGGCAUU